AUUCGUCACAAACUUUCCCAGGAAGACGCCAAGUUCAAUGUCAACGUCACCUGGUCGGUAGUUUUCCACUCACGCUUGGUCAUAUGGCGCUCUAGGAUGUAUCCCACCGCGAUGGUAUAAAUGGUCUUCGUCCUGAAUAGCUUUUACACAGCGCAAUGUUCUAUCCUAGCCUCGAAUCAUUUCACACAGACCUUCCGACAGUCGUCGGCACUGUUCUUGUACUGGUCAUUCUGGUUCAUCUGGUCCCCUACCUCGUCGAUUCCCAUGGCCUCCGCUCGUAUCCUGGGCCUCUUAUCGCCAAGUUUUCCGACGCAUGGCUGGCAUACGCGUCCUAUAAGGGACAUCGUUCAGAAGUCAUCCAUGACUUGCAUAAGAAAUAUGGACCCUUCGUUCGCAUAGCGCCUGACCAUAUUUCUGUCGCCCUUCCGGACGCACAGACCACCGUCUACGGGCAUGGGAAUGGCGCGCUCAAGUCCUCGUUCUAUGAUGCUUUCAAUCUUUCUUCUUCGCAUAGCAUGUUUAGCACUCAGGAUCGCCAGGUCCACACUCGGAAACGAAAGAUUAUCUCACAUAGUUUUUCGCCGAAGAGUGUGCUGGAAUUUGAACCUCAUGUACGUCAUUUCGUCGGUCAGCUGCUACGACAGUGGGAUAGGCUAUAUGACGGGGCCCUGGAAGGCCUGUCAGGUCAGGAAGGUGAGGGUUGGACAGGUCGUGAAGGGCGGUUUUGGCUGAACUGCUUCCCGUGGUUGAACUACCUCACAUUUGAUAUCAUCGGUGAUUUGGCGUUCGGCGCGCCAUUCGGAAUGGUCAAGGCAGCCAAGGACAUAGCUCAAGUACCUGAAGAUCCGUAUGCCGUGAUGAGUUCUUACGGACAGGGGACCGGAGCGAAGUAUGCUAUGAAGGAAAUCCCAGCUGUCAAGAUUUUGGGUGGACCAAUGGACCAUACUAUCGCCACGAUGGGAGUGGUUCCUUCGUGGUGGAGGCUGCUGCUCAAGCAGAACCCGCUCUUUAGGCAAGGCCAAGAAGAUCUUGGCGCCAUAUUCGGAAUGGCAGUCGUGGCCGCUACGAAGAGGCUGGAGGUACCUACAGAUAGGAAUGACCUGUUGAGCAAGCUGCUAGCCGGAAAGGAUGAACAAGGCAAUCCAAUAGGCCGAGAAGAGCUCAGUACAGAGGCAUUUGCGUUUCUUAUUGCGGGAUCAGACACGACCUCCAUUUCUUCCUGCGCCAUCAUCUACUACCUGGCACGCACGCCGGACAUACAAGACAAACUCCACAAAGAGCUUGACGAGCACCUUGACUCGGACGUCGCUACAGCUGAACGAGUCAAGAAACUCACCUAUUUGCACGCAUGUAUCAACGAAGGGCUGCGACUGCACUGCACACUGGGUGUGGGACUUCAUCGUGUAGCACCCGAGAGUGGUAUGAUGGUUUCCGGAAAUUAUUUCCCCGGAGGCACAAUUAUUAGUGCUCCUAUCUACACUAUCCACCGGGACCCUACGGUAUGGGGGAACGAUGUGGAAGAGUACAGGCCGGAGAGAUGGUUUGAGUGUGAUAGUGCGGCUGUGGCGAAGGCGUUUACUCCGUUCUCUGUUGGCCCUCGAGCUUGUAUUGGGCGUAAUUUAGCAAUGCUCGAGCUGCAAAUUAUCAUUGCGUCGAUUUUGAAGCGCUUCCAUUUCGUGUUGGAGAAUCCUGAUGAAGCUCUCGGAGUGAAAGAAGGAUUUUUGAGGAGGCCAACUGGUUGUCGUGUUGGAGUGAAAAGACGCGAAGUGUUCUAGAUAGCCGUUCGGGGUAUUGCAAAGCUGGCUCUUACCGAAUAUACAACUUUUUCUCAACCAUAAGUAUG
Molecule: messenger RNA, 1843 nt
Organism: Desarmillaria tabescens
Lineage: Eukaryota; Fungi; Basidiomycota; Agaricomycetes; Agaricales; Physalacriaceae
Product: cytochrome P450 monooxygenase
Exons: 7
Coding region: 156-1775 (539 amino acids)
Molecular function (GO): iron ion binding; heme binding; monooxygenase activity
Source: RefSeq, a predicted model, not a curated record